AUGCAAACAAACCAGCAACAGGUCAUCGAGUUCUUACAAGAACAUCCCGAAGCGCUGGAUGUGCGCGUCGAACGAUUUCAUAUCGCCAACAACCUCCAUAUGUUCGGCGCCACGAGCGAUCUCCUCGACAAGCUCACCACUUUUGAUCGAGUCCACCGCAUCCAGACCCCGCGUGGAGCCACGGGGCAGGGGGGGUGGUUGGAAGCAUCGACACGGGGGUCAUCUACAAACACGAAGCCCUCGAGCCCAACUAUCGCACGGCGUACGGCUGGUUUGACCCGAGCACAAGAACUCGGUACCCGACGACUCGAGCGGCCACGGCAGCACACCAUGGGCACGAUGGUCGGCCAAGGCAGCAUCGGCGUUGGUCCCGGUGCCACGUGGAUUGCGUGCCGCGGAUGCACCGUCAGAAAGUGCCCCGAAGGAAGUGGCGUAGACGGCAUGUGCUCAGUGGAUGCUCUGUCCCACGGACAUGAUAGGAACCACCCCCACUUCGACCCGUGGCAAUAUGCCGAGAUCAUUCCCGUGGCUGCGAACGGCAACAACGGGCCUGCAUGCGCCAGUGUCACCUCGCCCGAUGACUACAAAAACGUGAUCGCGGUGGGGGUGGUGGCGAUAGACGACUCUCUCGCUGUCUUUAGCCUCGAGGGCCGCAUCAAGACCGAUGUAUCCAUCCCUGAAUACAAGAUUCGGUCGGCGUGGAAUGAGAGCACCAUGCCGUACAUCACCGUGUCCGGCAUAUCCAUGGACACCCCAUGGUUUGCACCGUUUGCGGAUACGGCACCACUGACGCCGGACAGAAAAAAUGGUGGCGGGGUGCCAGAUAUCACGGACUUGGACGACCACCAGUCCGUUGGUGGCGACCCAAUCCGUACCAACAGAACUGGUGACCCCCUUGCCAACUCCCUCCCCACCGACCACCUCACCAGUUCCAAAGGCAAGUUGCAGCUGCACCGGAUGCAAUGGAUGCUGCUCCACAACGCUGUAUUACUGCUUUCCCCCAGAUGGAAUCCGUGCUGUGCCACCUACUGUGCCUACAAAACGAUAUUGUGUGGGAAUUAA
Aphanomyces astaci is the source of this 1062-nucleotide messenger RNA. RefSeq lists its product as hypothetical. Bases 1 to 1062 code for a protein of 353 amino acids. The record is from RefSeq and is a predicted model, not a curated record. Gene Ontology annotation, biological process: proteolysis. The transcript has 5 exons. NCBI's taxonomy places the organism in Eukaryota, Oomycota, Saprolegniomycetes, Saprolegniales, Verrucalvaceae. Gene Ontology annotation, molecular function: serine-type endopeptidase activity.